Molecule: messenger RNA, 888 nt
Organism: Solanum pennellii
Lineage: Eukaryota; Viridiplantae; Streptophyta; Magnoliopsida; Solanales; Solanaceae
Product: thioredoxin-like protein CXXS1
Exons: 3
Coding region: 255-632 (125 amino acids)
Source: RefSeq, a predicted model, not a curated record
GGAAAGGACAAUCGUAAGUUUUAAAAAAUCAUGAUUAAUUUCUAGGCUAAUCUACUUGUAUUAUUAAAGUAAAACCAGAUAAGGAAGAAACUUCGAAAAAUCCAAAAUUUCUAUCAAUCUAUUCUUAGCCAAAAAUGUAUAACUCAUAAGGCGGGGUCCAAUUCUUAAUUCUAAAGGGAAAAUUUUUAGACCUUUUUCAUCUUUUAAGUGACUAUUUUGGAUAAACACAAACUUGGCCUUCUCAAUCUUGAAUAAUGGAAGUUGAAGAACAGGGGAUCAAAUCAAGAGUUGUCAAGGUAAACUCUAAGGAAUCAUGGGAUUUUCAUGUAAAUCAAGCCACACUUCAAGGAUGCCCUAUUGUGGCACACUUUACGGCUGUUUGGUGUAUCCCCUCUGUGGCUAUGAAACCCUUUAUGGAGGAGUUGGCUUAUAUGUACCAAAAUAUGUCUUUUCUCACAGUUGAUGUGGAUGAGGUCAAGGAGGUGGCUAGCAAAUAUGAGGUGAAAGCCAUGCCAACAUUUCUGCUGCUGAAAGGUGGAGUGCCAGUUGACAAGAUAGUUGGUGCAAAUCCAGAUGAGAUGAAGAAAAGGAUCCACAUUCUUGCUCAAUCCAACCCCACAGAUAUACCCUAGUCCAAGUACAUAUCACAUAUACAAACAUAAAUAUAUACUGAUAUGUAGUGUGCCAGUGCUGCAGAAGCUUCUUUUGUUUGAGUGGCUUCUGCUGUUUCAUCUUUAAAUGUCAGAUAAUACCAUAUCCACUUAUAGUUGAGUGUUAAAAACAGUAACGUAUUGAAGGUUUUUAUGAAUAAUGUAACAAGUUAAUGAACUUAAUACGCGAUGAAUGGCUUUUCUGGACACUGAGAAGGUAUUUGGCCUUGUAUUAUAA